GGGGGAGCACAAUAAUACAAUUCUGUUUAGGGCACCCAUUUGGCCAGUAGCGGACCUGAUUCUGCCUUAACAUUACACUUGUCACAAACGGAUGGAAAAAUUCUGGAAACAGACGUCUCAAACAGGUUUGAUGAAGUUUUACAUCCUGUAUCAGGAAAGAAGCUCCUUCCCCAACUGCCGCACCGGCACGAAGCGGACAGCCUCGUGCCAAACACACCAGCAGCCGGAAGGACCCUCACGGCGGGGCGGGACCGCUGACGCAACGCCGGCCGGCGAUUGGGGAGUCAGGCGGGAAAAGGCGACAGAGGAGGAGGAUAAAAGGGCGCGCUUCCGGCUAUACGGUGAGAGGAAGACCGACGGUGAACAAACGGAAUUCGUGCGUGCGCUUCAGCGGCCUACAGACGCGCCCACACGGAGUACAACGGAGACAGAUCUGGACUGCUGGCAGGCCGGUCAAGCACACGCACUCCGUAUCUACGAAGCCAUGCUGUUGUAGCACAUGCAGAAUGAGGCCUGGCAUUGUCCUGAUAAAGUAACCAUGGACUUCCCGGGAAAAGACGUUGCCUUGAUGGCAGCAUGUGUCUCUCUUAAACCCCUCAUAUAUACGCCUCAGCGUCAAUGGUACCUUCACACAUAUGCAAGUCACCCAUGCCAUGGGCACUGAUGCACCCCAUACAUUGCACCUUUCACUUAUUACAGUCUGGUUGGUCUUUUUCAUCUUUGUCAGAGAACUCGACAUCCGUUUUUCCCGAAAACAAGCUGAAACAUGGACUCAUCUGACCACAGCACGCCUUUCCACUGCCUUUCAGUCCAUCUGAAAUGAGCUCAGGCCCAGAGAACUCGGCGGCGUUUCUGCAUAGAGUUGAUGUAUGGCUUCCUCCUUGUGUAAAAGAGUUUCAGGUUGCAUUUCUGGAUGCAGCAGCUGACUGCGUUAAGUGACAACGGUUUUCCGAAGUACUCCCGAACCCAUGUGGUUAUAUUUAUCACAGUAGCAUGAUGAUCUUUCAGGCAAAGCCGCCUGAGGGCUCGAAGAUCAUACACAUUCAACAGUGGUUUCGGCCUUCCCCUUUAAGCAAUGAGAUUUCCCCAUUUUCUCUGAAUCGUUUCACAAUAUUAUGGACUGUAGAUGGUGAAAGAUCUAAAUACUUUGCAAUCUUGUGUUGAGCACGGUUCUUUUUGAACUGACUGACAAUUCUCGCACGAAGCUUGGCACAUAAUGGUGAGCCACGACCCAUCCUUGCUAGCAAAGACUUAGCUUUUGGUGGAUGCUCCUUUUUUGACCCAAACCUGAUCCUCCAAAAUGGUUUUAUUUGAAUAUUCUAUAAACUUUUCAGAGCGUCCCAACUUUUUUUGAGUGUGUUGAAGGCAUCAAAUUCUAAAUUUGUUUAUAUUUACAAAAUACAAUUAAGUUGUUCAGUGAAAACAUUGAUGAUCUUUUCUUUGUACUUUUGUCAGUUAAUUAAAGUUUCAAGAGACUUGACAAAUCACAGAUUUUUAAUGUGUUUUAGAAAAAAUCCCAACUUUUAUGGAAAUGGGAUUAAUGUAUGAAUAAAUAUUAAUACUGCAUAUAACAAGUAAAUUGAGUCAUGGAAAGAGUGAUGAGAGAUCUUCAAAAAUAAAAAAUGAGACAGUGGUUGUUGUGGUUUCCUGAUAAUCACACUAUAUAACAGAGAGACACUCAGGCAGUGUGACAGUGAGUGUGUGUGUUGUCACUUUGAGGGGCUGGUGUGUGUGAAGAAGAAUCAGUAAUGAUGAAUUGCUUGUAUCUUUUGUCUGUUGUGUUUCAUGUCGCUGCAGGCUGUUCUCUCUCUGCUGAUAAUCCGACAGAAAUCACAGGACACACAGGUGGUUCAGUGCUGUUCCCCUGCUCCUGCUCUGACCUGAACACCAAACCUCAGAGAUUCACCUGGAGGACCAUCAGAACAGGACGUCUGACAGAAGUGUUAAAUGAUGAACACUACCGUGACAGACUUCAGCUGUUUAAUCACAGUUCUCCUGCUAAUCUGUCUCUGUUCAUAUCUGACCUGAGAGAAGGGGAUGAGGGAAUCUACAGGUGCAGGACUGAGAAGGAACACAGAGACAUCAGGCUUAAUGUUAAAGGCUGUGAGCUGGUGAAGAAGACAGGGGUAGAGGCUAUGACUGUGUUCACAGGAGAGUCUGUAGUUCUGCCCUGCGUCUGCACUGACCUACAGGACAAACCAAAGUCUGUAAAAUGGGAGUUUUCUUUACCAGCAACUGGAAUCAGUCACUUUCAGGAAAUUUACCCUGAACAGACUGGACGUCACAGAAACAGAGUCAAACUGGUCAGUAACAACGCUCCAGGAAACCGCUCUCUACUCAUAUCAGACCUGACUGAAGAGGACCAGGGAAUCUACAGAUGUUCUGUACAGGCUGAUAGCAGAGAUGUCAGAUUAUCUGUUAAAGAAACUUCAACACGCUCGAGGAAAACAGACACAACACUUCCAUCAGAACAACCUCAGAGUAAAAUAACAAACUCUUCACCUGCAUCAUCCUCAACAACACUGGAACAAGAUAAACAGCAAACACACAGCAGCCUCCCUCUAGUUUUUGGCAUUCUGGGAGUUUUACUGCUGGUGAUACCCGGAGUAGUGGCAUUUAUUUCUUGGAGACGCAAAGGAGGAAGAUGUGGAGAGACGGUGAUUACUGAAGGACGUCCGGACUGUAAGAGAAAGCAGAAGGAUCAGACUGAACCUGAUGUUACUUACUCUACUGUAACCCACAUGAACACAACCGGAGCAGCACGGGUCCAGAUCAACACUGGAGACAAAACUGAAUAUGCCAGCAUUUUAACAAUCUAAUCCACAGUAAAUAUCUAGAAUAAUACUGAAUACAUGCAGUAUAUUAAAUACACACCAAUGGUAAGCACAGGAUUCACAAUAUUGGCUUUGUUUAUUUCACUGUGACUUUGUUUUUAUUUGACCAUAAAUAGCAGAUUUAAUCAUAUUUGUGUGCUGAUGGAUAAUCCUGCAAAUUCUAUUUUUAAUGUUUGUGUCAUUUAUUAUCAUUUAUUUUGUGUCAUUUGUUUUUUUUAUUUACAUUUAUGGCAUUUAGCAGACGCCCUUAUCCAGAGCGACUUACAUUUAUCUCAUUUAUACAACUGAGCAGUUUGAGGGUUAAGGGCCUCGCCCAAGAGUCCACCAAUGGUAGCUUGGCAGUGCUAUGCCUUGAACUCCUGACCUUCUGAUCAGCAACCCAGAGACUUUAACCACUGAGACACCACUUAUAUGUUCUAGAAAUCUUUUGUCAUCACCCUGUUUUGCGUAAGAUGACUGCUGUUCUUGCUUGUGACUGUCGUGGGAAAGUCUGUCUGGACUGAAUGUGUGUUUCUAAACUAGUUGUGGUGAAAUUGUUGUGAAAACGGUCCUUAUAGCAUGUUAAAUGGUGCAUGAUAGUGUGCUUGUUGAGUGUGGAGUAUCACACAGUAUUCUCUGUGCAUUGCACAACUUUCAUUAACUUUGAGAAAGAGGAAGUAGCCAUUUUCCCAUCAGUGCCUACUGCCCUGGUCACAGUCUUGCGGUACCUCUGACAUGCUGAGUGUCUCACAGUGGCUCUGAAGUACUAUGAGAAUGGUAGUUAUGAACCCAACUGUGGUUUUAUAAACUGCUAAUACUUGUCAGAGGCGUGUGUAUGACCUUGCAACAAAGUCAUAAAGUGACAUGAUUGUAAUAUAGCAUCCUGCAGAAUCUUGUAAAGAGGGACCGUAGCACAUGUGAGGAGGGUAACUGCUGUUACCCCUACUGUCAGUACUGCUGUUACCCCUGCUGUUACCCCUGCUGUAAUAAUGUCUGCCACUUGUCAGAAUGGCAGUGAACCAGCCUCAUGCUGAUGAAUUGUGCAGCUUGUUCCACUGUGAGACCAAGUGCUGGAAAUGGACAUUGCGCAUAAACCGCUGACAUGAACCAAUCCUGUGGUUGUACGGCAUAGAUUACAUCUGACACCCUUAGCAUUCAGUGUUUUAGUAUGUGCAGAUCUCACUUUGCCUGGAACAUAAGCUCCUCUUUUCCAUAAAGAGAAGAAGAGACUAUGGCUUAUAUACAGCAUGGUGCAAUAAUUAAUUUAUUAAUUCAUCUUCAGUAACUGUUUUAUCCUAGUCAGUGUUGUCAUGGAUCCGGGCUAUAUCCCAGCAACACUGGGCACAUGGUGGGAGAAUUCAGAUGAGAUGCCAGUCUAUCUCAGGGCACCAUUCACACCUGGGGGCAAUCUAACAUAGUAAACCUGCAUGUUUUGAGACAGUGGGAGGAAACCGCAAACACAACCACAAGGAGGACAUGCAAACCUCUGCACAGACAUUAACAUGAUUUCAUUUUCACCUUUUAAUGAUCUGUAAAGAUCUUGUUGAUUUCACAAUCAUGUCUACACUCUUUUUUUAUUUUCUGUUUGUCAUAUUCUAAGUCUUCCAGGCAUCUCACCAGGUCUAAACAUUUUUUUAUGUUUUCUUUACAUUAAGUUUCUCGCUCUUCUUGGUUUUGCUUGUGCACACACUUCUUAAAUAAUAUAAUAUUCUCAUAAUUUGAAAAUAUAUUAGAAAUUUUACUUGAAAUAUUUGUUAAAUUCCUGUAGCUUGUUUGUAGCUUAUAUAUUUUCAUACUAUUUGCAGUGAUGAAAAUAAAUUUUAAAAAAUGACAGUG
Molecule: messenger RNA, 4649 nt
Organism: Ictalurus punctatus (channel catfish)
Lineage: Eukaryota; Metazoa; Chordata; Actinopteri; Siluriformes; Ictaluridae
Product: junctional adhesion molecule-like
Exons: 9
Coding region: 1749-2819 (356 amino acids)
Biological process (GO): T cell costimulation; negative regulation of T cell proliferation; positive regulation of T cell proliferation
Cellular component (GO): external side of plasma membrane
Source: RefSeq, a predicted model, not a curated record